AUGCCUCCUUCAAAGAAGGUUGCCCCCAACCCCAAACGCCACGUCCUGACGCUGGCUCAACUCUCUGCCUACGAUGAUAUCCUAACAGACGCUCUUGUCGACCAUGUGUACUACUGGACCACCAUCCCCAAAAACCGACCGUCCUAUCACCCGUCCCGCGGCGUGGUAGAAGGCACAAUCGCCAAGAUUCUCCAAGAUGAAGUUGUCCUCAACAAGAACCCAGCGGACGCCGAGGCAAAACUCCUAGCCACGGACGGACUACGCAGAUUCUCUGCUGCGCUCAAAACCGACAAGGAGAGGGACGACUUUCGCCGCCAUUUACGACGCUACAUCAACAUUUACCUCCCUGACUGCCCAUGGGAGGUUAAUUCUACGAACCGAUACACCAUUGUCACCCACGAAGCCAGCAUCACCGCACGACGACCUAUUCGCCGCAACGAAAGCAUCAAGUAUCUCUCUGGCAUGAAGGUGCACAUCACACCCGAGGAAGAAGACUUGAUUUCCAACCGUAAAAAAGACUUUAGCAUCGUCGUGAGCUCUCGAAGCAAAUCCACCAGCCUGUUUAUGGGGCCUGCCCGGUUCGCAAAUCAUGACUGCAACGCAAACGCCGCUCUCAUGACGACGAGUCAGGCCGGUAUUGAGAUUGUUGCCAUGCGCAACAUUGCCGUUGGUGAGGAAAUCACGGUUACCUACGGUGACAAUUAUUUUGGCCAAGAUAAUUGCGAGUGUCUCUGCAAAACCUGCGAGGAUGAGCGCAAAAAUGGCUGGCAGAACGCGCAAGGCAAGCCAACUGUCAAGACGGUGGAUGAAGAGGGCAAGACGGAGGCAUAUGUGCUGCGGACACGGCGACGUGAUGACAGCAUAUGCGCUUCCUCUCGAACGCCCUCGGUAACCCCGACCAUGCGACCAAAGAUUCGCAAGACUCGGACCGCCUCGCGACUGCAGCAUGAUGGGUCCGCGGAUUCAUCGGCACCCUCACCCGCACCAGAACUGACGCCGCGAACGGCCAAGCGUAGCUUUGAUGCCAUGGCUACGCCGCCAGUAACGCCGGCCAAGAAGCUGCAGCACACUGUCGAGCUUGUCGACGCUGCCCGGGAUGCUUCUCGAGGUAGCUCUGUAAGCGAUAGCUUUGGGUCGAGUCAAGAUGGACCUCUGGAAACCGACGUCUCGUCCCCUGAACCUUCUUCAGACAAACCCAGCGCAUUGGCUGGUCCUCUGUCACCCGACUCGUCACAGGGGGCUCCGUCACCACAAAAGAUGGACUCGGACCCUACCUGUAUUUCUGUCCAGCUCUUGGAAGACGACGCCCAAGACAGCAUUACAGUGAGUAUCGAGCCCGCAGAUGAUUCAGAAAAGACCGAUGCGUCACGCCCUCCUAAGCGCAAGUACCAGCGCAGGGUGUACAGGGAACAGACGCCGCCUGUGAGACAAAGGGCGCAUGGCGACUACGUGCUCACGCCCCUGUUGCUGUCGGAGCCUGCCAGCGCCUGGAUCCAGUGCGGAACGUGCAGCACACCAUUUGUGCAACAAAAUGCGUACUUUACGCGCGCAGCCUGCCCACGCUGCGAACGACACUCCAAAAUGUACGGCUACAUAUGGCCAAAGACAGACAAGGAGGGUCCUUGGGACAAGGAAGAGCGUGUGCUUGACCACAGGACUGUGCAUCGCUUCUUGGAUACAUACGAGGAGAAGCGGGCUCGGGGGCGAAAGGUUGGCUCUGAGCCAAGAGAGACGGAGGAAGAGGUGCCGUCGCGCGGUCGCACUCUGAAGCGCAAGCCCUUGACCAAGCCGGCUGCGAAACCCAAGGCUGUACCCAAAAGAGGCGGUGGAUUUCGUCGAAGCGGGCGCACUCGGACGAUUAUUUCAGGGGGUAGACUCCGCCAGGUACGUGGUGCUCAGGAGGUCAAAGUUGAUCCUGCUAUACCUCUCUACCUCUGCGCGAACUCAGCCAAGAUGCCAUCCGACGCUGUCGUUAGAGCGUCCAACGUUGUCGCUGAAGCGUCCGACGCCCUAGCGAAUGCCAUUGACAAAGAGGAAAAUGUGUUAUUUUCGAUGCGUUACCCGGAGCUCCAAAAGCAAUUUUACGCGUCGAUCCUUGAGCAAACCGUCGAGCUGGAGGAUAUGAUUUGCAGAUUGCUUCAGGUUCAAACGUGCAAGAUUCAUAGACAACCCAGAGCAUGGAUGCAUGGCAGUUUCAACGUUGCCAUUAUUGUGUGGCUACCAUCUGGUAAAGCUGCUUACUUACGGCUUCCAUUUUCACACCGCAUCGGAGAAGGCCCGUUUCCAGGCAACCUGGAGGAAAAGAUUCGUACAGAAACCGCCACCUAUCUCUGGCUACAGGAGCACUGCCCGGAUGUACCAAUUCCUACGCUGUAUGCUUUUGGACUGCCGGAUGGCUCAAUAAGAAUGAGGGGAUCUUUUCAGGAAUACCUCGUGGGCGCACACCUGCUCUCCUUGCAAGAUUUCAGGCUAAAGAAACAGCCAAAUGCGAUCUUUGACGAGGAGGAUGGCCAACGCCAAUUAGCAGCGGGUGCUGGGAUGCGAGCCAUUAUGCAUCACUUCAUUAACCCCGAUACCCGCCAAGGGCCAUUCUAUGUCACGCUGAACGACUUGAGUCAAAAUAACAUAUUUGUCGAUGAGCAAUGGAAUGUCCGAUGUAUUAUCGAUCUCGAAUGGACCCAUACCUUACCUGCCGAGAUGCAGGCCCCUCCAUACUGGCUUACAUCGAAGUCUGUCGAUGGGUUUGACGAUCGCGAGGACGUUGAUGAGUACGAACAAGUUCUGACUGAAUACAUUUCCAUCUACAGCGAGGAGGAGAUGCAACGGAACGGCUCAAACAAGCAGGCGGCAACACAGCUCAAAUCGUGGGAAAAUGGCAGCUUCUGGUACUUCAAGGCCGCAACGAUACCCAGGGGCGCUUACAACAUAUUCAACAGCAACGUCCAGCCUAUUUUCAACAAAAAUCACCCCAAUCAGUCCAUUUUUGAUAAAGUGUUCUUUUUCUACUGGGGACAGCAAGCGUCGAGCUUUGUGAAGAAGAAAGUGGAUGAGAGAAAUGACUACAUACAGGAUCUCAAGGAGGCCUUUGCUCAAGAUGAGCUAUGUUUCAAUAGAGAAUGA
Molecule: messenger RNA, 3120 nt
Organism: Cordyceps militaris CM01
Lineage: Eukaryota; Fungi; Ascomycota; Sordariomycetes; Hypocreales; Cordycipitaceae
Product: SET domain protein
Exons: 6
Coding region: 1-3120 (1039 amino acids)
Cellular component (GO): nucleus
Molecular function (GO): protein binding; histone H4K20 methyltransferase activity
Source: RefSeq, a predicted model, not a curated record